Macrosteles quadrilineatus (aster leafhopper) is the source of this 522-nucleotide messenger RNA. RefSeq lists its product as uncharacterized. The record is from RefSeq and is a predicted model, not a curated record. Bases 1 to 522 code for a protein of 173 amino acids. The transcript has a single exon. NCBI's taxonomy places the organism in Eukaryota, Metazoa, Arthropoda, Insecta, Hemiptera, Cicadellidae. Gene Ontology annotation, molecular function: nucleic acid binding.
AUGGAUAAUGCCAGCUACCAUUCGAAACAACUUAACAAAAUUCCAAGUUCAAAAUCUAGAAAGGCAGACAUUGUGAGGUGGCUAUCAGAUAAUGGUAUUGAACACAAUCCAGUCCACACAGUAGCAGAACUCCUUACCACCGUGCGGCAGCACAGGCACAAUUUUCCUCCACGGUACGAACUGGACGAGCUUGCGUUGCAGAUGGGUCAUGAGGUUAUUCGCCUACCCCCCUACCAUUGUCAAUACAAUUCCAUAGAGCUAAUUUGGGCUCAAGUGAAAGGGGAGGUGGCGCAAAAUAACACGUCUUUCAAAAUAAAGGAUGUCAGGAACCUUCUAGAAAAUGCCAUGAACCAUGUAACAGUAAAAGACUGGAAGAAAUGUGUAAUUCAUGCUGAAAAUAUCCAGGAAGAAGAUUUUUUAAAAGAAGGACUGCGUGACGAAAUCAUGGAACCAUUUAUUACAAAUCUGCAUGAUGACACUGACUCUGAUGGCUUAAGCGAAGAUGAUGGUUUCCAGUUAUGA